Castor canadensis (American beaver) is the source of this 2562-nucleotide messenger RNA. Lineage: Eukaryota; Metazoa; Chordata; Mammalia; Rodentia; Castoridae. The record is from RefSeq and is a predicted model, not a curated record.
CUGGCAAGCUUCCUCACACCUCUAGACAUCAUGCUUGGACUACUGGCUGCAGCAGCUCACGACGUUGACCACCCAGGCGUGAACCAGCCAUUUUUGAUCAAAACUAACCAUCAUCUUGCCAGCUUGUAUCAGAAUAUGUCUGUGCUGGAGAAUCACCACUGGCGGUCCACAAUCGGCAUGCUUCGAGAGUCAAGGCUCCUUGCUCACUUGCCAAAGGAAAUGACACAGGAUAUUGAGCAGCAGCUGGGCUCCCUGAUCUUGGCCACAGACAUCAACCGACAGAACGAAUUUCUGACCCGAUUGCAAGCUCACCUCCAUAAUAAAGACUUAAGACUGGAGGAGGCACAUGACAGACACUUCAUGCUUCAGAUCGCCUUGAAGUGUGCUGAUAUUUGCAAUCCUUGUAGAAUCUGGGAGAUGAGCAAGCAAUGGAGUGAAAGAGUCUGUGAAGAAUUCUACAGGCAAGGUGACCUUGAACAGAAAUUUGAACUGGAAAUCAGUCCUCUUUGUAAUCAACAGAAAGAUUCAAUCCCUAGUAUACAAAUUGGUUUCAUGACCUACAUCGUGGAGCCGCUGUUCCGGGAGUGGGCCCGGUUCACGGGGAACAGCGUCCUGUCGGAGAGCAUGCUGCGCCACCUCGCCCACAACAAGGCCCAGUGGACCAGCCUGCUGUCCACGCAGCACCGGCGCGGGGGCGGCGGGGACCACGGGGGCCCGGGGACUGAGAAGGCCGAGCAGGUGGCAGAAGGCGACUCGCCAUAGCGCAGGCCUGGAGGCCCGGCCACCAAUGCUCGCCAGGAGCAAGAUCGGAGGGACACAGGGCCCAGCGAUCCUGGGGUUUGCCCAGGGCGCUUAUUGAAUGCCGCCCUCCUGCCGCUUCCCUGCCUCCCUCCAACUGUACAGAAGCCAUUUGUCACCUCAGCAUUAGCUGCCGAAAUGAGCAACGCUAUCCAGUAAGAUGGGCGCAGACGCCGGAGGCAGGCUGCCCCUGCAAUGAAGAAGACUGGGAGCAAGAACGGGGUGCCCCUGCCACGUCCCGCUCUGGCCCUGGGUGGCACUGAAAUAGGCAGCCGCAUUUUAGCAUUUGCCAUCCGACCGCUGAUCUGCAUGACAAAACACCAGCAUAUUUGGAACUCCGAGGAUAUUGGUCUUAAGUGCAGAGCACAACCACGAGCUUGAGAGAAAGUACCUUCUAUUUUAAUAAUAAUUAUUAUUAUAAAGAUAAUAAUAAAUCUUUUUAACUUUUAUAUUUUAUGCACUAGACAAUGGAUCUAAAAUUUUGGACUGAGAUCACUCAAUGUACCCAAACUUGAGCAAGGGGUUCAUUGUUUUGUUACUGACUUGUGACACUUUGGGUCAGAGAUUUGGACAUCUUCACAAUUUAAGAAACCACAUUUCCUGUCCCAUCCGGGGAAGGUGCUGUACAGUUCACCCCUUUGCACCGUUAACCAAUCUGUCUUUUAUGGAUUCGAUGACCUGUUUAUAUUCACACAUGUACAUUUUCUGUAAAUACCAAGCGCUACUGAUUCCCAUGCCAAAAUACAAUGUAUUAUGGGAUUGAUACCUGUAUAAACAAUGGCACUGUGAACAGAAUACUGUUAGUUUUAAUACAAGAGAAUGCAUUUGUAAAUAUGGUAUAGAGUUUAUUAAUAUACUAUUGUUUGCAGAUAAAGGCCUUAAUGUUAAACAUCCUUCAUCUUCUGAAAGCUGCCCAACUUAAAUCCUCACAGAUGUCUUUCUGAACUGCCUGCCUGUGACUUACCUUUAGACUUUCCAGCUAAGGUCACAAACCAAAACUGAAAAAAGUCUUGAAGGGAACACUUUUGGAAACUUCAUGUGAAUUCUGCUUUCGACCAUAGCGUUCAAUCUACGGCAGCAAGCCUCCUUUCCUCAGAUUGCAGACUCUCUUCAGCAAGCGUGAAGUCGCUUUUCAAAGCAGCAAUGUUGCACACACUGUUUUAACAAGCCAGCUGAUAAGCUUGUGUUUAUGUGACUCUUGUUAUGGAACAUGGCGGUGCACCCAGCCUCAGAGGAGACACAGCAGGUCUCGAAAACCUUCUAUGACCCUGUCACCUAACCAUCAGGGACUUCCCUGCUCCCAUACCACACAUUUGUCUGUUAUGGCUACAGUACCAAAGUACCUUUGAUCCAUGGUUGGUGUGCAUUACUUUGGUGUUAAUAGUAACUGGAUCUUUCUUUUUCCUUGGUGUCAUGUGAACAACGACUGAACUGUUUAGCUGAAGUUAACAUUAUUUAAGUAAAGAAACUAUUUUGGUUUUAUGAUAGACUUUACCUUCCUGACAGGUCAUUGUGGUUAAUUAUGGCUGUAACUAGCAGUCACGUUGGAAUUUGUUGCCAUUUUUUUUCUGCAGACACUUGGCUAUAAAAUCUAAUUUGUUACAGCAUCCUUCUCUAGUCUGCUAACCUCUGUGCAUUGAACUUUUUCUUUAUAAAUUCUAGCAUAAAUCAUGUUUGAUGAAAAUUGUUUAAUGGCCCUUUCUCUUUACCUUAAACAAUGUGGUUGUGGGAGAAUGAUAAAGCUAUUUUCUCAAUCUCAUAGAA